AGACUCUUCAACGACCUUCCACUUGAUGUCAAGAAUAGCAAAAAUGUGGCAGCUUUCAAGAAAAACCUGAAGACUUAUCUCUUUGGAAAGUGCUAUAAUAGUGAUCAGAAAACUAUUAAGCCUGAAUAUAAAUGCUAGCGAAUACUGAAAAGAUACAGAGCAAAAUAUUAACUGGAAAGAAAUUAUUUUCACACAUCAAGGCCCGCCUGAACACUCUUAGUGUCUGACGGAGGGCGAGAAAUAAACCCCUAAAAAGUAAAAAAGAAAGAAAAAAAAAGUAAAAAAGUACUGUGUGUUGAAAACUUCUUGAAAGGCUAAAUUUAUGCUUGCCACUAUCCAGGUGUGCGUUCAGUAGUAUUAGUACUGUAACCUAAGUAUUAUUUCCUAAUAGCUAGUACUAUAGUCGAUUCAUUUGAGGUAGAUUCUUGCGCCAAUGAGACGUUUGUUUGGCGUCCUCUGAUUGGCUGGUACCGAGAGGUAGGCCGCUCGCUCAGUAUCUCAUUAUUUUCGUCUAUGGCUUAGUAUCGUUAGCUCAGAUCUAGGCAGCCCGCGGGGAAUUCAGUCCAGCAAAGUAUUUGAACUCUGUGGACAGACUUCGCACUCUUCAACUCAGCCUAAGCUUUAAUCAGGUUGUUUCAGAAUAUUGUUUAUGAUUUUAAUAUAUGAAUAUAUUUUCAAAUGAAAGAGAUAUCAGAGACUUAUUUGAGUGAUAUGAAAUAAUAAUCUCGGUGAAGUAAUAAACAGCAAAGAAUUAAGGAAGAUUGACUUCCUUUCAGGCCGAGUCAAGUACUGGUGCAACAUAAUAAAACAUAUUCUUCAUUUUCUCUUCACAUAUUACACUUAUCUAAAAUCUGAAGGCACCAGCGUAUUCAGGGUUAUUUUAUUUUAUGAAACCACAAGUCUUAUUUUAUCUUGAUGGCAUGAAUUAUUAAAAAUCCGAUGAUAAAUAAAAACAGGUAUAAAGAAUCAAAUGUUUCCCUCUCCACUUUUACUCGUAAUUCCUUUGUGUUUUAUCUUGUGCACAGGAUAUUGGUAUGGCAGUCGUAUCCCGAUCGCGGUAGAUAUUGGUACGGCAGUGAACUGUGCAUGCGUCAAUUUCAGACUUCCUGCCGUACAAAUAACGUAGUGUGGUGGGGAUACGGCAGAUUGUGGUCCCGUAUUGCGCUCUUGACUUGCUGUAGGUACGGCAGUUAGCUGUAUCCGUUUACCAGUUUGCUAAUCAUACUGUAUUUAUGUGACCUGAGUUCCGCUUUUAGGCGGGACAGUCCCGCUUUUUUGACAUCUGUCCGUUUUCUUUAAAGUUAGCAAAAUGCCCCCAACCUUUUUUUUGUUUUGCUUUUGUCCCGCUUUUUUGUGCUACAUAACAAAACUAUCCCAAUUUUAAUGGAAUAGUGCUAAAAUAUUGUUUAAUUUUGCCAUUUCGGUAGCUGGUAACUUCUAUCAUCUUCUCCGGCAGCUGCAAUUACUUACGAUUGAUUGGCCGUUUACCAGAGGAGCGACUUUGGUAGUUUCCUUACCACCAUGAAUACAGCAGAGCACGAUUUCUGUGUAUUUCACAUCCUCUUUGAAUCUCCUCUUCGGAGUUCUUUUCAGGGGCGAUUCGAUCUUUCUUGACCUACGUAUAUACAAUUUGGUAUUUCUGUAGAAGCAUUCCGCAUCGUUCGUCCCCGCGAAUACGAAAGCCACCAGGAAUUGGGGCGUCCAAUGGAAUUCGCCGUGUUUAGUACGAGCCCUGGGGGCGUUAAUUACAGUCGUCCGAGUAAAUAUUACUUAAAGUUCUUUUUCAGGAGGUAAAACUGCAUAGAAAAACCGCAACUGCCAUAGUCCAUGCCGCCGCGGAAUAGUAAUGUAGAUCUAUCCACAAUUUGUGAAAGUUUGAGUCUUCAUUUAUGUCUAUGGCUUCUUUCAGCUCGUUAAAGCCUGAAAACAUUUGUUUUUCGGCGGUAACUAAUGUAUUAUUCCGCCAUUCAUGCUGUUCCGUCGCCAAUUUUUCUUGCUGUCAUGAUAUGCCUGAGGCGGUAAACAAGGUUUCGUACAUGCUCAGUUCACUGCCAUACCAAUAUCUACAGCGAUCGGGGUACGGCUGCCGUACCAAUAUCCAGUUCGUUUAUUCUUAUUGGUUUCAGGAAAAGAUGACUUGGUUGUACAAUUAACACAGAAUCCUUUGGUAUGACCAAAAAUUGCCUAUCUUUUGCAAAACGUGGGAUAAAUGAAGAAGUAUAAACAUAUUGCUAGUUUUCUAAGCCACAGGCGAAAAUAUGACACAAUGAGAGAGCAGACUUCCUCCCGAUACCAGCCAAUCAGAGUCCACCUGAAAUGAAAUAACUUAGUAGGUACCUUGUCUGAUAGUUAGAGUACCACAAACUUCAAACUUCUCUAGCAUGUGUGUCUGUUGGUUAGAACCAGUUCAUUACCAGUGAGAUGUGCAGUAACAAGUAUAUAACAGGUUUGUUUUUGAAGCAGCUGCAGGCGAAGAUUUGUUAAUUUUUUUUAAUGCUCAUUGGAAAUACAUUAUGGAGACAAGCACUGGUGAAGGAUGUUUUAUGCAAGAAAAUGAGUUCUAUAGUUUACAAGCUCAUUAUAUAUUAUCAAAUGUUGUUAGACGAGCACUUUAUCAGGUUUUUAGGUGGGGUUGUGCUAAGCAACCUGACACAUCUGUUAAAGAUUAUUUAUUAAGAGAAAAGAAAGUCUCUAAUAUUUUCAUGAAGAAGUGGUUUACUGGACAUCAGAUUAUGCAAAUGACCAAAGAUCCUGAGGGCACCUCAUUUGAUAUUACUCUCCUAUAUCUUUGCAUCAAAUUAGUGUGCCGGAAUGUUGCUGAUGCUAAAGAUCCCACUUGGUCAGAACCUAAUACUCUGGAAUAUACUCUGCAAUACUUGAAAAAUAAACGCAAUGAGUUUGUUCAUGAAGAUCAUGGUCAUUUUUCAAGAGAGGAAUUUUUGGAGUUUGUUGAUGAUAUCAAAAUCAAAAUCGGGAUCCUUUAUGAUCAAGCAAGAAGGAGGUAUGAUGUUCACAAGGAAACGGUGGAAAAGUUGAUUUGUGAAACAAUUAGAGAAAUAGAUUGUAUCUCAGAAAGAGCCAAAAGAACAUCAUUGGAUAAUGAUUCUCAGUGUGAACUUGAAAAUCUAGUGAGAGAACAAGGUAAAUUGGAAGUACAGGAACAUUUAAAAGAAGAAUUCGUAAUUGAUUGUUCUUCUGAAAUACCAGGAUUUUCUAAAACAGUUGAUGUUCAUGAUAUUUUCACACCAAAUAAUCUAGUUUCCAAAAAGAAAUAUUUUAAUCAUUCGGGUACUUUGACAGUUCAAGAUAUCUUGAAUGUGAAAAGUAGUAAUGGUGAAAUUGCAUCUGUUAUUGUUGUUGAGGGAUUAGCAGGUGCAGGGAAGACAACUUUGGCCAAAGUAAUUUUAUCACAUUGGUGCAAGGAAACAGACUUUAUUAGAAAUCUAAAACAGUAUGAUCUUAUCCUCUUCUCAGAGUUUCGCAUCCCAGCUUGCACAGAUAUCAAAGAGUUAUUUCUAAUGCACAUGCCAAAAACAUUUAAGAAAAUGACAGGUGAGAGCCUUGUAAUGGCAAUUAUGAACUUGAAAAUCUUAGUUAUUAUGGAUGGUUUUGAGGAAAUGAACAGUUAUUCACAAACCCUUCUUAUCCACUUCAUACAAAGGCUAAAUAGUCACAAAAUGCAGCUGUUGAUUACAACCAGACCGAAUAGAGAUGAAGCCCUUUUCAAGAUUAUUCCUAAAAACAUUGAAAUAUGCCACCUUGAGAUUGUGGGAGUACCACAAGAUAGGUUGUCUGAAUUUGUACUGAAAUGGCAUAAUAUUAUGAAGAGCAAGGGUUCAAAAGGAAAUGAAGUGAGUAACCUUUGUGCCUUUAUCCAGAAAACGCCUUGGUGUAGUAAACUUAUGACACAUCCUUUGAAUUUGACACUCUUAAUUUUUUUGUGGACACAGGCACCAAGAAGAGUCGAGUUGUUGAAAACCUCAACAAGUUUAUAUAAUGAAAUAGUAAAAUUGAUGACAGAUCGUUUGUUAAAUAGAAUUUAUGAAAGUAAGAGAGCUCACCAAUCCAGUGAAUUAAGGGACCACCUGUCUGAAUGCUUAAAGCUUGUAUUCAGAGAAAAUCUCAAUGCUUUAAGACAUGAAAACUUUGCUGUAAAUAACUCUGACUUAAUUUUUUUAAAGCGUAAGUGCUCACAACUAAAUAUAUCAUAUGAAGGUAUUCUUUCUUCAUUUUUCACCUUAAGUGGAAGGGAAAACAGUAAAAAUGAUGACCAGAAAAAGGUUUUUGGACACAAAGGAUUUUGUGAAUUUUAUGGUGCCCUUGCUCUGUGUGAUCUCUUGAAACGUGGAAGUGAUGAUGAAAUCCUCCAGAGAUUAAUGACAGAUUUUCAUGAAAUUUUGAUAUCAAAUCAACUUCCUAUUGGAGUGACAAAAAAGGAUUAGAG
This is a messenger RNA of Macrobrachium nipponense, 4444 nucleotides long. RefSeq lists its product as uncharacterized. The record is from RefSeq and is a predicted model, not a curated record. Bases 2514 to 4442 code for a protein of 642 amino acids. Lineage: Eukaryota; Metazoa; Arthropoda; Malacostraca; Decapoda; Palaemonidae. The transcript is spliced from 2 exons.